AUUCUUGCUAAAAUGGACUGCUUUCCACAACAAUUGCUAAAUCUAGUCACAGGCCGGUCUAAUGCAGGCAAUAUCAAAUUAACAACAGAAUUAAGUCAAGGACCUGUAGAUAUUUUAGCUUUAGGGUCUGGAUGGACAUGGUCAUUUUUAGGUCCAGCAGCAGGAGAGGCAGGAUUAAGAACGAUUUCAACAACACGCAAUGGAGGAAAUGGCACAAUUCCAUUCACUUUUGAUCCAGAAAGUGAUGAUAAAACCCCGUUUGAAUCUUUACCCGAUGCAAAAACAGUUAUCGUCAUCUUUCCACUUUAUUCGGCAGAUGCUGCUAAACGUUUAGUCAAUGGUUAUAUAUCUACUCGUUCAGAAGCAUAUUCGAUGACACCCUUUUCAGAGAAAGCGGUAGACACAUCAAGAGCACGAUUCAUCUUAUUGGGAAGCACUGGAAUUUAUGGUCAAGGUGGGCCCACUUUACAAAAUGCACCCUGUAAUUUAUCUUCAGCCGAUCAAUCAGCCGAUACUUUAUUCAAUCAGACCCUUAAAAAGGGCUCUCAUCAAUCUCCAUGGUUCGAUCGUAACUCAAAGAUUGACGAUGUACCUCGUUCAAGAGGAGAGAAUGCAUUUUUAGAAUUCAAUCAAAACAAAGAUGCCGUACAAACCUCCGUGCUAUGUUUAAGCGGUCUGUGGGGACAUGGACGUUCUUUACGGAGAUAUGUGGGUAGAAUUGCGCCAACAAGAGAACGUUUAGCUAAACUUGGUUCUGUGCAUUUCAUUCAUGGUCAUGACCUUGCCCGUGCACUUUUGGCAAUGCACGAUCAAUGGAACAAAGCGGCAGGUCAAAGGUGGAUAUUAACAAACGAGCGUGUAUACGAUCUUUGGGAUUUGAUAAGCCAGUGGGGAAAUGCUGGUGAAGAUGGACGAGAUCAUAUUCCUCAGGGAUUACAGCCAAUUUGGGUACAAGAAUUGAUUAACGAAUCUCGCAAAAGUAAAAAGGAGUCGACAAGGAUUCGUGCACUUCCAAGAACGCCAGAGCAAUUAGGCUAUGCAUUGGAUAGUUCAGAUUUCUGGUCAACAUUUGGCCUGUUUCCCGAAGUUCCAUGGGUGGACUGAUGUGAUGUACUGUUGCGAUCUUGCUGUAUCUCCGGUAUGAGGUGGAUAAAUCCCUUUUUAAUUCCAUUAACGAUCAGAUCGCUUCAGAAACAUCAAUCAAACCAAAAGCAAGAUCGAGAAGGGUUUUCCAUGGAGAGAAACGGCGCUAUUGCAGCGCCUCAAAGGCUUUGAUCCCUUCGGUAUUCAUAUGCUUGCAGAUCAAUUAAUAUUUUACUGAGCCAAAAUCAUAUGAAGAGCACUAUCUGGAUUGCGCAUGAGCCUCUUUUCAUUUAAACUUCAUUAAACUUUAGGGUUGUUUCUUUUUAUAUUCUCCGAUGGCGUUCUGACCCACACAAGCAACGUCGGAGUUGCAAGCGAAGAUAGGAUUUCCCGAAAUGGAUAAAUCGCUGCCUUCAUUUCGUGAAAAUGAUUUUUGAUCAUCUUUCAUUCAUUUCCAAGAUUUUCAUUUCAAUGUCGCGAUAAUCACUUUUGUUCACCUUUAAUCAUUAUUUAAUAUCAAG
Messenger RNA from Meira miltonrushii, 1604 nucleotides. RefSeq lists its product as uncharacterized. The coding region runs from base 13 to 1104 and encodes 363 amino acids. NCBI's taxonomy places the organism in Eukaryota, Fungi, Basidiomycota, Exobasidiomycetes, Exobasidiales, Brachybasidiaceae. The transcript is spliced from 3 exons. The record is from RefSeq and is a predicted model, not a curated record.